GGUUGCUAGAACAGAUGAACAGAGGAACUGUGAAGCUUGGCAGGCAGUCAUAUCUGGGAAAAACGUGUUUUUAUCAGUAACCGACAGUAACCUAAAUUAGUUUUUCUCAACCGUGUAAUGUCACUUAGGGUAUGUCUGUACUAUUCAACUCUGUUUACUAUCAGAAGUAUCAGAGUAUCAGAUUAACAAUGAUUUUGUGCAAACCAUGUGCCAGGGAUAUCAAUCUGUAACAAACGUGAUCAUAUGAAUAAUGUUAUCCAAGAAAAUCAUACAUUGGGGAUCCAUGAGGAAAUAUGUUAAGCUUCAUUUUAGCCAUCUCCUUGGAACCUGCAAACAAAAUCGCUAGCCCUCUGCUCGACUGGGACGCUGAUGCGCAGUAGUAUACACCAUAAUCAGGGGCGAGAACAUGGAAUAAACAUGGCUCACAAUAGAAGCUUUUUCAUUGAUGCUCUGGAUAGAUCAGAGGCCAGGAGAGAUGGAGGGUACACGCAGAACUGGAGCUUUUCUCUUUCUGGUGACAGUGAAGAGGACAGGAGACAUGACACUUCGGCGGCGACCAUGGAGGAGUUGAACAGCCGACAGCAACAGGCCCCUCCCGAGGGGAAGAAGUCGCCCACCCUCAGACACUUCUCAGCGGAUCCUCUGAGAACCUAUGAAAACAGGCCAAAUAGUCACAUGAGGACAUACAACAAGAGGCUCAACGAAGCGCCCCUCGCAGUAGCAACGCCGUCGCCGAUGCCUAACAGAACCAACUAUCUCAUCCUCAGCCCCUCUCCGUCACAAGGGGUGGUCUUACAAGGGAGACACUUUCAGCACGCCAAUGCCCACAGCCCGAUGAGGAAGCCGGUCCAAAGUUUUUCACCACCCCAAAGCAGCCUUGACUUGAAGGAAAGAAACGACUUCUUCACAGCCGCCCCACAGGUCCAGUCGGUGGAGGUAGACAGCAUCCUCCUCACCUGUCCCGAGGUCCCAGAAGAGGAGAGCCUGAACAUCAAACGGCGCCUGCUGCUCAAGCGGAGGCCUUCAGACCCCAAGGAGACCUGCUGUUGCUUACAGACUCCGGCCAAACCCGUCGAGCCCCUGCGCCCCAGCGAGUACUUCACGGUGUGCGGCAAGUGCGGCAAGCGCAGCGAGGACCACGCCAAGUGUCAAAGCUGCGGCCACGCCUUGAGCCCAGAGUCGCCCCGCCACGCUCACCUCCUCCCCGUCCAGCCGGCCUCGCCCGCCCCCAGACCCCCUGUCCGGCCCCAGCCCCAGCCCUACUCCCCGGGCCCCCACAGCUUCCAGUCGGGGAAGGGCUUCUACGGCGCGGCCUCCACCAUGAGGGCCCCGCGCAUGGACGUGGUGCCGGUCCGCAUUACCCGGGGUAACAUGCUGCAGCCAAUCAACGGGAGGCCCUCGGGGCUGGCCGCCACCACCAGCUGCUGCGGAGCCAGGGUCUCCAGCAAGGGGAAGAGGUCCGCGGCCGCCAGGCAGCUCGAGCUCAACGACCCCAUCGUCCUGUCCAGCGACGACGACGAGGAGGAAGCGGACAACGCCAGCACGGGAAGCGUGAACCGCCUGGACAGCGUGUCCCCACGGCCCGCCGACUCGGCGCACUCCUCGCCGGCGCCCUCCGGCGGGAAGGUGGAGGCGGCGGUGAAGAGCAGCGCCGAGCAGGAGGAGAUCACCCCCGACUUCUUCGCCGACAUCGACACUAAAAUCUCAAUACCCAGGAAACCCUGCAUGAAGGAUCAGGUCUGUAACCAUGUACCCGACGACACCACCCCGGGGAAAAAGCCCAAAAUGGCGCUGGAUAGCAUCAUCCUGGAGUGCCGGAGCGUGCGCGUCGGGACCCUCCGCAGGAUGGUCACCAAGCCCGUCAUCUUCUCCGUCGAUCACAUCCAUCUGGAAACGGAAGGGCCUGAGGUGGACGCGCUGGAGAAGGUGAGCCUGCGGGCGUCGGAGCUGACCAGCUGUGAGUGGUGCAGCGUGAGGAAGCUGCCCGUGCUGUUCUUCCAGACCACCCAGGAGGAGUGCCGGCGGCUCCGCACGCAGCUCAACAUGUCCCGGGAGGACGGCGGCCUGUGGUACGACUGCUCCGGGGACCAGUCCGAUGAGAAGUACAUCGUCCUGAUCUUCGAGAACGGGCUGCUGAUCCACGAGCAGAUGAUCCUGGAGGACAUCCUGGUGGAGAUCGGCCGGGUCAACAACCUGACCGACUUCCCCACCAAGCUCUCCUUCGACGAGGCCAACAUCCGCCUGGUGAAUUACAACAAAGCCACCAAGGAGAAGGAGGAGAAGGGCAAGCCAGCGGGCAAGCCCCCUGCCCCGGUGCUCAAACGCACGCGCAUGGCCACGCGCCAGCACGCCAGCAUGUUCUUUGACGACGAGGAGGACGACAUGGCGGAGCUGCAACCCACCUUCACCGGACCAAUCAUAAAGCUGAUGGUGUACCCCCCUCCGCCAGCCAAGGGAGGCAUCACUGUGACGAACGAAGACCUCCACUGCCUUCACGAUGGAGAGUUCCUCAAUGACGUCAUCAUCGACUUUUAUUUAAAAUACUUGGUCUUGGAGAAGUUGAAGAGAGAGGAUGCUCAGAGGAGUCACGUGUUCAGCUCCUUCUUCUACAAGAGGCUCAACCAGAGGGAGAGGAGGAGCCUCCCUGACACCACUCACCUGCCGAUACAGAAGAGAAAGCACAACCGCGUGAAGACAUGGACCCGGCAUGUGGAUCUGUUCCAGAAAGACUUCAUUUUUGUUCCGAUCAACGAGUCAGCCCACUGGUACUUGGCAGUGAUCUGCUUCCCCGGGCUGCAAGGCCCUCAGUAUGAACCCAACCCCAUGUACCAGGGCCCGGCGUCAGCCGCAUGCUCCACCCGAGCCCCAGGCCCGGCUCCAUGCCCCACUCCAGGCCUGGGGCUGGAGGCUAUCUUCUCUGAUCACUGCAGGCCACUAUCCCCUGAGAGGGACGACUUCCUGGAGCCUUCUGAUGACCCCCCUGCCAACGAAGCCUUAUUGGAGGCUCACUCCAACAGCAACCAGCCAAAGGGGGCUUCGGCCUCUACUGAGGGGGGACAAGAGCCUCCACACACCCCCGGUACGAGGAGCAACGGACAGACUGAAGGCCAGCCACAAUAUACAGAUGGUUUGCACAGGAUCAGUGUGAGUUACGGACCGGGGAAUGGGAACAACAGUGGCGCCUUUUCUGACGACCAAAGCUCCUGUCAGGAUGAGUGUAGUGAGGAUGGUGGCCUUGCUGACGAUUCUCUCAACCAGGAGAGCUCAGGGUGGACCUCCAGACCCACCUUGUGCAAACAGCCUUGUAUUCUCAUCAUGGACUCUCUGCGUGGCCCUGCCAGAUCCACGGUUGUGAAAACCUUGAGAGAGUACCUGGAGGUGGAAUGGGAGGCGAAGAAAGGAAGCCAGCGGAGCUUUGGGAAGGACAUGAUGAAGGGCUCGAGCCCUCGAGUGCCUCAGCAGGACAACUUCAGCGACUGUGGAGUGUACAUCCUGCAGUAUGUGGAAAGCUUCUUCGAGAAUCCACUUCCUAGUUUUCAUCUCCCCGUCAACCUGUCGGAGUGGUUCCCACAGCAACGGAUGAAGACCAAGCGUGAGGAGAUUAAGGAGCUCAUCCGGAAGAUCCAAACUCAACAGGAACUGGACAAGAAGGAGGCGGCCCAGGGCUCGGCCACGGGCUCCCCCCAGGAGCAGGACCGGGGGAGGGAGGGUGGUGUGGACACUGGGUCAGAGCCCUCCUGCCAGCCCCUCAGUUGAACUGGCGCUGCUCUGCUCUGACACAUUGGUCCUGUUGGGUCUGGUCUGGUCUGGCCCGGCCUUCUAAGAUAUGAGCGGCAGCCUCCCUGGAGCCAAUCAUGAUUGUACGCUGCUCCUGAUGACUCCUCCAUUUCGCUGCAGAACUGUCCUGUUCCUUCCAUUACCUACCAUUAAAAAAACAAGACCUUUUAAAUUUGUAUUUGAAUAAAAGAUGUACAUUCGCUGGAGUUUUUUCGCUGCCUUUGUAAUUGACUGUUUUUGAUGCGCUGUUGAGUGAUCCGUUAAGUUAUGGUUUCAAAGAUGCUCCUUUUUGAAGGACAAUCUGUGCAGAACAUACUUUUCUGCUCUUGCAUCUUAUUUGGUAUGCUUCUGAGAUGUUUAAUGAGUUUGUGAUAUUGCUGUUGUUUGUAAAUUAUAUCCACCCGUCUGGAAAAUAUAUCAUUUUCAAAGUCUCAGUCCCUCAUCAGUUAAGUAAAUGUUAGUGUUGUUGUGUCAUUUUUUGAUGUGAGCGGAUGGAUCUUCAGCAUUAAAUGAACUGAUGCAAGAGCA
This is a messenger RNA of Hypomesus transpacificus, 4305 nucleotides long. RefSeq names its product sentrin-specific protease 6-like. The transcript has 24 exons. The record is from RefSeq and is a predicted model, not a curated record. NCBI's taxonomy places the organism in Eukaryota, Metazoa, Chordata, Actinopteri, Osmeriformes, Osmeridae. Bases 370 to 3756 code for a protein of 1128 amino acids. Gene Ontology annotation, cellular component: nucleus; cytoplasm. Gene Ontology annotation, molecular function: SUMO-specific endopeptidase activity. Gene Ontology annotation, biological process: regulation of spindle assembly; regulation of kinetochore assembly; protein desumoylation.